GGCACGCGCAGCCGAGAAGAUGUCUCCGACGCCGCCGCUCUUCAGUUUGCCCGAAGCGCGGUCGCGGUUUACGGUGAGGCAAUUGAAGCACAAAGAGAUAAGGAGAUCUGCCCAAGAUAACACAGUCUACUCUUGGCAGAGUCAGGAAUGGAUAUUUCCAGUGUAAAUCUAACUCCUGGACGUAAAGAGAUAACUUUUCAAGUGUAUAAGUCUACCAGAGAAGCUUUGAACAACAAAAAUAUCAAGCCGUUGUUGAAUACCUUCAGCCAAUUACCUGGCAGUGAAAAUGAAAAAAAAUGUACCCUUGACCAAGCUUUCAGAGGUGUUCUAGAAGAAGAAAUUAUAAAUCACUCAUCAUGUGAAAACGUUUUAGCUAUUAUUUCUCUUGCUAUUGGGGGAGUAACUGAAGGUAUUUGUACUGCAUCUACACCUUUUGUAUUAUUGGGAGAUGUUUUGGAUUGUCUUCCUUUGGAUCAAUGUGACACAAUAUUCACUUUUGUGGAAAAAAAUGUUGCUACUUGGAAAUCAAAUACAUUCUAUUCUGCUGGGAAAAAUUAUCUGCUACGUAUGUGCAAUGAUCUCCUAAGAAGAUUAUCAAAAUCCCAGAAUACAGUCUUCUGUGGACGAAUUCAACUCUUUUUGGCCAGGCUUUUCCCUUUAUCUGAGAAAUCAGGUCUUAACUUGCAGAGUCAAUUUAAUCUGGAAAAUGUCACUGUUUUCAAUACCAAUGAGCAGGAAAGCACCCUGGGUCAGAAGCAUACUGAGGAUAGAGAAGAAGGAAUGGAUGUAGAAGAAGGUGAAAUGGGAGAUGAUGAAGCUCCAACAACUUGCUCCAUUCCAAUUGAUUACAACCUGUAUCGAAAAUUCUGGUCACUUCAGGAUUACUUCAGGAACCCUGUGCAAUGCUAUGAGAAGAUUUCAUGGAAAACUUUUCUUAAGUAUUCUGAAGAAGUUCUAGCUGUUUUUAAGAGUUAUAAACUAGAUGAUACUCAGGCCUCCAGGAAAAAGAUGGAAGAAUUAAAAGCAGGAGGAGAACAUGUAUAUUUUGCAAAAUUUUUAACAAGCGAAAAGUUGAUGGAUUUACAACUGAGUGACAGUAACUUUCGCCGACACAUCUUGUUGCAAUAUCUCAUUUUAUUCCAGUAUCUCAAGGGGCAGGUCAAAUUCAAAAGUUCAAACUAUGUAUUAACUGAUGAGCAAUCACUGUGGAUUGAAGAUACAACAAAAUCAGUUUAUCAACUACUAUCUGAAAACCCCCCUGAUGGAGAAAGAUUUUCAAAGAUGGUAGAGCAUAUAUUAAACACUGAAGAAAACUGGAACUCGUGGAAAAAUGAAGGCUGCCCAAGUUUUGUGAAAGAAAGAACAUCAGACACCAAGCCAACAAGAGUAGCUCGCAAGAGAACAGCACCAGAGGACUUCCUAGGGAAAGGACCCAACAAAAAGAUUCUAAUGGGAAAUGAGGAGUUAACAAGGCUUUGGAAUCUCUGUCCUGAUAACAUGGAAGCCUGCAAAUCAGAGACAAGGGAAUACAUGCCAACUUUGGAGGAAUUCUUUGAAGAAGCCAUUGAACAGGCAGACCCUGAAAACAUGGUUGAAAAUGAAUACAAGGCUGUGAACAACUCCAAUUAUGGCUGGAGAGCCCUGAGACUGCUGGCACGCAGAAGCCCUCACUUCUUCCAGCCAACCAACCAGCAGUUUAAAAGUUUGCCAGAGUACCUUGAAAACAUGGUAAUAAAGCUAGCAAAGGAACUACCGCCUCCUUCUGAAGAAAUAAAAACAGGUGAGGAUGAAGAUGAGGAAGACAAUGAUGCUUUACUGAAGGAAAAUGAAAGCCCUGAUGUUCGGCGGGACAAACCUGUGACAGGGGAACAAAUAGAAGUAUUUGCUAACAAGCUGGGCGAACAAUGGAAGAUCCUGGCUCCCUACUUGGAAAUGAAAGACUCAGAAAUUAGACAGAUUGAGUGUGACAGUGAGGACAUGAAGAUGAGAGCUAAGCAGCUACUAGUCGCCUGGCAAGAUCAAGAGGGAGUACACGCGACACCCGAGAAUCUGAUGAAUGCACUGAAUAAGUCCGGAUUAGGUGACCUUGCAGAAAGUCUAACUAAUGACAAUGAGACAAAUAGUUAGCUUCUUUUUUUUUUUUUAUUAAAACUGUGAUUAAGAUUUUGUUACCAAGCAGCAUUUGAUAAGAGGUCCAAUGGUUUUGGUAAACAAUAAACAUUUUUGUAACAGUUGUA
Suricata suricatta (meerkat) is the source of this 2237-nucleotide messenger RNA. RefSeq names its product THO complex 1 (gene THOC1). Gene Ontology annotation, molecular function: protein binding. The record is from RefSeq and is a predicted model, not a curated record. Bases 148 to 2127 code for a protein of 659 amino acids. The transcript has 22 exons. Gene Ontology annotation, cellular component: THO complex part of transcription export complex. Gene Ontology annotation, biological process: mRNA export from nucleus; regulation of DNA-templated transcription elongation; signal transduction. NCBI's taxonomy places the organism in Eukaryota, Metazoa, Chordata, Mammalia, Carnivora, Herpestidae.